Knipowitschia caucasica is the source of this 660-nucleotide messenger RNA. NCBI's taxonomy places the organism in Eukaryota, Metazoa, Chordata, Actinopteri, Gobiiformes, Gobiidae. The record is from the annotation of a GenBank genome assembly.
AUGGAUUUGCCGGACGACAAUGCUGCCAUGGUGACGCACCUCUCGCCCAGCACACACGCUGAUGUCCUGUCCCUUAUACGACUGACAGGGCCAGUAAACGACGAAGUUGAGGAAGGAGACCUGACCUGGUGCGCUGCUGGGCUUGAAUCGCUGCGGUCCGUGACGUGGGAUCGCGUCAAGGAGGCCACCUGCAGCGACGACGACAUGCGUGCACUGGAGGAGAUAGCAGCGGACGGCUUCCCCGAGUCGAGGACAGGAAUGCCGGUGGCCAUUCGCAACUUCCACCAAUACCGCGAAGACAUUACAUCUGCUGAUGGGGUGGUCCUGUACAAGGACAGAGUGAUCAUUCCACCCUCGCUCCGUGCUCUUCCUGUGUCGCCAUUGCCGUCCAGUCGUGUGUGCAGCCCGGUGACACCUGUGGUGGAGUCUGGGCCCACCCCGCCGCCGACGCAUCCACCUGCGGGCUCUCCCCGCCGCGGUUUGCGGCCAGUUUCCCUCAUGCCUGCGGUGCCAGCCCGGGACAUCCCUUGUACUCCGCCACCGGACUCUGUGGCCCCCUUGGCCCCUUCGCCGCCGGCUGCGUCGCCAGCUACGGAGUUACGCCGGUCCACCAGGAAAGCCGGUGUGCCUGCCUGGCAUGGGGACUAUGUCUUGGAAUAG